Physcomitrium patens is the source of this 450-nucleotide messenger RNA. Its product is annotated as zinc transporter 2. NCBI's taxonomy places the organism in Eukaryota, Viridiplantae, Streptophyta, Bryopsida, Funariales, Funariaceae. Gene Ontology annotation, biological process: zinc ion transmembrane transport. The record is from RefSeq and is a predicted model, not a curated record. Gene Ontology annotation, molecular function: zinc ion transmembrane transporter activity. Gene Ontology annotation, cellular component: membrane.
AUGGUUGUGGCAGGACCCAAAACAAAGGCAACAAUCUUGGCCACUUUGAAUCUGUUUGACUCAGUGCUGUUGAUUCUGACCUUGUGCUUCCAUUCUAUAUUUGAUGGUAUAACCAUUGGUGUAGCAGGAACCAAGGCCGGCUCUUGGGAGAAAAUGUGGAUGGUUGGGAUCCACAAAGUGGUCUUGGCUUUAGCUAUGGGCAUUGUAGUGCUCCGUUUGGCAUCAAACCGGCCACUACUAAGCUCUUUGCUCUACGGCUUGGUCUUCGCCAACUCCACAUCUGUCGGUGUCGUCAUCGGCAUCCUCAUCAAUGGCACAGCAGAGGGAGGAACUGCUGAUUGGAUCUUCGCAAUCUGGAUGGGGAUUGCCACAGGUGUGUUCCUCUACGUUGUCGCCCACCAUUUCUUGACCAAGGAUCACAAGCUCCUUCAUAUUGCAAAGCAUAUGUGA